Molecule: messenger RNA, 1653 nt
Organism: Conger conger (European conger)
Lineage: Eukaryota; Metazoa; Chordata; Actinopteri; Anguilliformes; Congridae
Gene: tm4sf5
Product: transmembrane 4 L six family member 5
Exons: 5
Coding region: 371-979 (202 amino acids)
Cellular component (GO): membrane
Source: RefSeq, a predicted model, not a curated record
UCCCAGAAUUCCAUGUAAUUCAGUCCAUCUACUGGAUAGUGGCUAGUUUGAGCUCUCUGUGAGAAGGGAGGGAAAGAGAGAGACGCAAAAGAAGACAGGAAGAAAGAAAGGGAAGAGGGGGGGAUUUUAGUCAUCAGGCCAAAACAUUUUAUUUUGAAUUGACAAACUGAAAAAAGACAAACUGAAAAAGACAGAAAUAACUCCAAUAACCUACAGCAAAUCCACAAAGCCAGCUUCGCCUUCGACGUCACCAGCCUUCAUUGCGGAACGGCGGACCUGGUCCCGAUAGCCCCGGCCCUUCCGUGCGUCCGUCCGUGCGUCCGUGAGGCCCCGCUGUGUGACCGCGUUCUCGCGCGGGGGAGAAACCGCCAUGUGCUGCACGGGGAAGUGUUCCCGGCUCGUGGGCCUGAUCCUGCUGCCCUCCGCGCUGGCCUGCAUCAUCGCCAACGUCCUGCUCUUCUUCCCCAACGGGGAGACGGUGGACAGCGCCAACAUCGGCCUGCAGGUCUGGCUGAUGGGCGGUCUGAUCGGGGGAGGACUGUUUAUGCUCUGUCCCAGCUGCUCCGCUAUCAGAGCCGGGGGAAAAGGUUGCUGUGGGGCCGGUUGCUGCGGAAACCGUUGCCGGAUGCUGAACUCGGUGUUCUCCUCUGCGUUCGGCCUGGUGGGGGCGAUCUACAGCACCAGCGUCUCAUCGGCCGCGCUGGCCAUCGGCCCCAAAUGUGAACUCGCGUCCGGAGAAUGGGACUACCCGUUUGAGAAUCUCUCCAAAAACGAGAGCUACCUGACGGACCAGGACACAUGGAGCGACUGCGUGAGACCGGAGAACAUGGUGCUGUGGCACAUCGUGCUCUUCUCCAUCAUCCUGGGCCUGGGGCUCCUGCAGAUCCUGCUGUGCGCCCUGCAGGUCCUGAACGGCUGCCUGGGCUGUCUGGGGGGAGACUGCCGGGACAGCGACGACAAGGAGGAAGGGGGGUUAUAAGAGAGAGCGAAAGAGAGAGCCACCACACUAACUCCUGCACUGCUGAAGGGCCCUGUUCACAGCUCAGGGUGACAUCUACAGUACAUACUAUAACUUUUUCUGGGGUGGCGGAUAUUUUGCAGUUUAUAUUUUGCCUUCUUCAUCCAAAAUAAAUCUGUAUGCAAUAAUAUUAAAGCUCACAGGUGAUGGGGUGGGGCUGUUGUUCUUCUAAUCAUUGUAGAACCAGGGGGGGAAAGUCCAGGGGUGUGAAAAUAAAGAUCUGGCCGUGUGUCGUCCACCCAUAAAUUCAGCCAGCCAAUUUAAUUCAGUCUACCUCCUGGCUACUUUCUGAACCUGGCUUUUCCACCUCUGUGUUGAACAUUUCCUGUCCUUGGUUUGCUCUUUGCACUUCUCCAUUUAGUUAUUUUGUCCAGUUCAUUAAAUUGAAUUUCUCCGUAUUGUUUUUACUUACUUAGUAGCAAGUCCGGUCUUAAAGACAAUCUCAGUCCCGUUAUACUGCCAUUAAUACAGGGAAGGUCUCAUUUUGAAAAUAACAAGAUCCAUUGGACUUAGCUAUUUAUAACUUUAUUUUUUAAUACUUUUUAUUUUAUCACUUUAUUUUGGUCACCGACUGAUGAUAAAAUGAUUGAAGUAAAUAUUGUUUCACAGAUGGCAUAAUAAAAUGAUUGAUCUCA